This is a messenger RNA of Acanthoscelides obtectus, 440 nucleotides long. The record is from the annotation of a GenBank genome assembly. Lineage: Eukaryota; Metazoa; Arthropoda; Insecta; Coleoptera; Chrysomelidae.
UACGGUUGUGGACACUAUCGUUGCCUUGCCAUGUUUACUUUUAGUGCACGAUAUCUAUAAUUAAUGUUUCUCUACUGAUAUGGAAUAUUGUUUUUUCAGAGCACCUGAUUUUGGAGACCGAUCCAGAGAAAGGAAAAGGAGAGUAUGCAUUCGACAAUGCUGGUUUUAAAGGGACCAGGACCGACAAAACUUACAAUGACUAUAAAAAAGAAAACAUAAAGACGCAGAAAAUGAUACUGGAAGGGAAAAAACAUGGGGAAGAUUUUGGGACUAAGAUGGAACAAGACAGCAGAGGAAACCAAAAACUAUUUUAUAGAGUUUUGGAAACUUUAAGAAACCCUAAACAGUAUAAUCUCAGGCAUAUCAAAGACAAGCAUAACCAAAACAUUACGGAGCCUAAAAAGAGGCAAGGUGGAGACAGCACUUUGAAGAGCUCUUGA